CCGUGCAGUUUUCAUGAAAUAGAAGAUUUCCCAAUUCAUUUCAUUGUGCCGCUCUAGCCGUAUAUAUCGUGUCGUCUUAUUGUUCCUAACAAACAAAAAUUAUUUUUUUAAUUUCUGGGAAAGAGUUCGAUUAUUGUAUUGUAUAUUUUUUACGCGCGACUAUUAACGAUAAUGUCGAUCCAAAACCUAAACACUCGUGAUCCCUUUGUGGAUGCCUCGAAGUGCAACGACGACGAUAUCCAGGAUGGACUCGUCCACAUCCGCAUCCAGCAGCGCAAAGGUCGCAAAACUUUGACCACUGUCCAGGGUCUCUCGCAGGAGUACGACCUCAAGAAAAUUGUACGCAGCUGCAAGAAGGAGUUUGCCUGCAACGGCACUGUCAUCGAGCACCAGGAGUACGGGAAGGUGCUACAGCUCCAAGGCGAUCAACGGGAGAACAUUUGCCAGUGGCUGACUAAGAUCGGAUUGGCCAAGGGCCAUCAACUGAAGGUCCAUGGAUUUUAAGGGCUGAGCGGGUGGGAUAAUUGCAUGUUUUAGUUCAACAAUGAGAUUCUACAAUCAAGGACUCUACAAAAGUACUCAAAUCUACAAUCUACACCUUCAAUCAAUCUACAAGAGUUCUUAAGUGUACAAUAUCUACUAUAAAUAUGCAAAAACUGUACAAUCAAUUUGCAAAAUCUCCAAGAGCUAUAAUCUGCAAGAGCUACACUCAAGAAAGCUUUUCAAAGAAUGCGCUUUACAAAAAAACAAGCGCCAGAAAAAUAUUGUAGAAUCGAAUAUGCCGCACAUUAAUUUUAUUUUCAGAGGCUAUAAAUCAAAUUUAAUUGAUAGCCAUCCAAAAGUAUAUUUAAUUUAUGGGAAAUUCUCUAACUUACAUAUUCAAGCCACAUAUAUUAUAGGGCAUCCCUUAUGGAAGACAAUGCACCGAUUUAGCUACAAUUUCGAUAUUUGUAUCAUAAAAUCGGGUCCCAGAAUGGUUAUAAGUUAUAUUUAAAAUCGAGCGCAGCCGAGGCUCGGAAAACCGUAAUUUUAAUAAUUUUUACGAAUAUUUUCAAGAGUGGGCCUAACUAAACAAAUAAUUAAAAUAGUUGAAUAUACUUGCUGCCAUAUCAA
This is a messenger RNA of Drosophila pseudoobscura, 1113 nucleotides long. RefSeq names its product eukaryotic translation initiation factor eIF1-like. Bases 172 to 504 code for a protein of 110 amino acids. NCBI's taxonomy places the organism in Eukaryota, Metazoa, Arthropoda, Insecta, Diptera, Drosophilidae. Gene Ontology annotation, biological process: translational initiation. Gene Ontology annotation, cellular component: eukaryotic 43S preinitiation complex. The transcript has 3 exons. The record is from RefSeq and is a predicted model, not a curated record. Gene Ontology annotation, molecular function: translation initiation factor activity; ribosomal small subunit binding; RNA binding.